This is a messenger RNA of Danio aesculapii, 1695 nucleotides long. RefSeq names its product lactamase, beta-like 1a (gene lactbl1a). Bases 4 to 1695 code for a protein of 563 amino acids. The record is from RefSeq and is a predicted model, not a curated record. Lineage: Eukaryota; Metazoa; Chordata; Actinopteri; Cypriniformes; Danionidae. The transcript is spliced from 6 exons.
AAAAUGAAAGUGAAAUGGACAAAGUUGGGAAUGGUCUUCUUUCUGCUUCUCUCAUGUGUAAUGACAGGCUGUUUCAUUUGGCAGUACAGGCUCCCCAAAGCAAAACCAGUGGAUGGAAAGGCUGCGGAAGAAGUGAAAGAUGAGAUAAUGUGCCCGCGUUUUCCUGAGCCUGUGCCACUGGUGCACCCAAUUCCUGUCCUCAUGGACGCACUAGAUAAAGCGGAUGUGCUUUUGAGGAACAGCAUUGAUGCCACAAAGCUGCCAGCCAUUUCUGCCAUUGUAAUAUUCAAUGAUUCUGUAUUGUGGAAUGGGAACUUUGGAAGAAUGAAUGGAAGUGACCCUACGUCUUCCCUAACAAAUGAGUACACAGUUUACAGAAUUGCAAGCCUUUCCAAAAUUUUCCCCACAUUGAUGCUGUAUAAACUUUGGGAGGACGGAAAAGUGGAUUCCCUGGACGACCCGCUGGGGAAAUAUCUUAAGAACUUCACCAUAAAAAACCCUCUGGGGAAGAGAAGAGAUCAUGACCCCAAGUCUGUCUCUGACAGCCGGAGCGGUAAAGAAGGCCACAUCUCUUCAGUUACUCUGAGACGGAUGGCCAGCCAGCUGUCAGGUUUACCAAGGCGGCUCAGGGCGACUACGCUACUCUGGAAAGGCAACACUCAAGCUGCAGUGGAUUUAUUACAAGAUGAUGUUCUCGUGGCCGACCCCGGAACCAAAUGCCACUACAGCAACCUGGCCUUCUCGCUGCUUGCCCAUGUGAUGGCGGAGACGGUGGCUGGCAUGGAUUAUCAGCGAUGGGUGACUGAAAAUAUCCUGCAACCAUUGGGAAUGGAGGACACCGGGUUUGAAAUCACUCCACAGAUUGAGAACCGGAUGGCAGUAGGUGUCUACUCAAGCGGGCGUCCCGCGCCUCUCUAUGACCUCGGCUGGUACAGACCUUCAGGGCAAAUGUACUCCACACCAGCUGACAUGGCCAAACUUGUAAUGAUGCUGCUUGGCGCGUUUCACUGGCAGGUUCUCCAACCUGAUACCCUCAAAACCAUGUUGACUCCAUUGUUUCGAUGUGAGAACAGUUACUUUGCUAAUCAAACAGGCACACCUUGGGAAGUGAAUGAACAGUUGGGUUAUGAUGUUAUACGAAAAGAUGGAGAUCUGGAUGGAUAUUCGGCUUCGAUUUCCCUUGUUCCUCGCUUGAAGCUUGGAUUGGUCAUCCUAAUGGCUGGAAGCAAACCUGUAGAUGAGGAUCUUGUGGCCAAAACCUACAGUUAUAUCAUCCCUGCCAUGGAAAGUGCCUUCAGAGAUACACCUCGUGUUCUCAUUCCUCCUCCAGACCCUGCUCCCUAUGUAGGGUAUUUUACUUAUAGUAAUAUAACGUUCUAUGAGAUCAAAGCCAAUACAGAUGGAGUGCUGUCUCUGGAGCAGUUCGGACCUCAAGUUGAUGAUAUGGUUCCUGUGAAGUUCAGGAGUUUGAAACUCACUUAUCUACAGGAUAGGGUCUUCAGGUUGGUAUUUGAGAAGGAGUAUCCGUGUCAGCUGAAAGUCAAUGCUGCCUCUGUGUCUCUUGAAUCUCAGGAUGGGCAACUUUUUAACUUCUAUAUCUUCAACAAAAAGGGGCUUUCAACUGGUUUUGAUGUCCCAGGGUUAAACACGUAUAAAGUCACGCGGAUAUUCCGCAGACCUACUUUUAGCAGUUGA